AACGGUACCCAGUUGUUACACGGAUAGUCAGAACGUCAUUGACUUUUUAAUCGUCAUGGAUUAUAAAAUUAUUGGGUACUUGGCUGCUAUCCUAACUGUCACUCAUGCAGGAAUAAUCGGACCAAGUGCAGGAAUAAUCACUCCCAGUGGAGCCACAGUAGCAGCAGCGCUACCACCAACUGCGGCUGUUGUUAGAACCGAAAAUUUCGAUCCGAAUCCUCAAUAUAGUUUCAGUUAUAGCGUGGCUGAUGGUCUUACGGGUGACAACAAAGCACAAGAGGAAACUCGUAACGGCGACGUGGUUCAAGGUAGUUAUAGCUUGAUAGAACCAGAUGGUUCUCGUCGAGUGGUCUCGUAUGCUGCCGAUCCUAUCAAUGGUUUCAAUGCUGUUGUUCAGAAAGACCCUAGCAUCACGGUCAAGACUGCAAUCGCUGCAACACCGGUUGCUCCUGUCGCGGCAGCCGUGCGACCUGUUGUCGCAUCUCCCGUGAUUGCACGACCAACAUCGGUUAUUGCCACAGCUGCGCCUACUGUAGCUGUUCGUCCACAGGCUGCCCUCUUAAGUACUCCCUUACUGCGACAACCGUUGCUUGCUGGGCCAGCAGUAGCUACGACAAACGUAGUCGCCGCUAAUACAGGAUUAGUAGGUCUUGGCGUUGGUCUCGGAUUAAGACCAGGCUCCCUCUAUGGUACGCAAGCUCUAUUAGCGGGUGCUUAUGGUACCGGAGGUAUCGUUAAGGUUCAUUAAAUAUCGAUAUAACGGUAUACAAUUCAACUCGGCUCUAUUCAAUUCGACACGGCAUUACUUUAUUUCUUCCAAUUUUAAUCUACUUUGCUCUAACAUUCGUUUAAAUAAGAGAUCGAAUUAUCUUCGAAAACAUUGAAUAUUUAAUUAUAUAUAGAUAAUUAAAUAAAUUAUCAAUUUUUAUUUUUUAUUUCUUUUUAUAUUAUUAUUUUGAUAUGCAUAUAUAAUUCUUAUAAUAAAAAUUUAUAUUAUAUUUGAUCAUCAUUGAUAAGAUAUUGAUCAGAAAAACUUAAUCUAUUUUCGUUUCAACAUUUUUAUUAUAAUAAGAGUUUCGGAACAGCUAUUAAUAGUGAGUUGAUAGAAAUAUAUUUAUGGCAAGCAAUAUCUUCUUAUCUUAAGAAUAAUUAUAUUAAAUUGGUUAAUUUAAUUUACUUAAAGAGCAAAGUUGAGGUCGUAAGGAUAAAUAUACAUAAGAAAAAGUUUAUAUGCAUUAUAUGCAUUCUGUGACACAAAUAAAUGAUUCCAUUAUCACACAACGAUGCAUAUUUUAUAGAUUAUGAGUUUCGUUAACGAAGGAAACCAAUUAAACUCAUUAGGAGGCAAAUCUUUAUCUACUGCUUCUAUUUACUCGUUAGUUAUAUUCAUUCGUCUAUCAUACUCGUAAAUCUCCAAAGAUUUAGAAAGGGUAUACUAAAUAGUAAUAAUUUCCAAGAUUUAGAUAUAAUUAACGCGCUACGGUU
This is a messenger RNA of Apis laboriosa (Himalayan honeybee), 1485 nucleotides long. Its product is annotated as cuticle protein 7-like. Gene Ontology annotation, cellular component: extracellular matrix. Bases 56 to 748 code for a protein of 230 amino acids. NCBI's taxonomy places the organism in Eukaryota, Metazoa, Arthropoda, Insecta, Hymenoptera, Apidae. The record is from RefSeq and is a predicted model, not a curated record. The transcript is spliced from 4 exons.